Humulus lupulus (European hop) is the source of this 2184-nucleotide messenger RNA. RefSeq lists its product as uncharacterized. The transcript is spliced from 2 exons. The coding region runs from base 495 to 1370 and encodes 291 amino acids. The record is from RefSeq and is a predicted model, not a curated record. Lineage: Eukaryota; Viridiplantae; Streptophyta; Magnoliopsida; Rosales; Cannabaceae.
AUCAUGGAAUCAGACUAGUUUUUUUUAAUUGUAAAAUAAAAAAAAGCAGCCAAAACAUGGCUGACGGUGACAAAACUCCAUUACCAAUCCAGAUUGGUCCACCAACGAAGGUUGAUCCCAGUUCGCCAUUUUACUUAGGCUCCCAAGAUCUUCCUAGCAAUUUCAUUACUCCCAUUCGUCUGAAGCUUGACAAUUUCGAUGAUUGGUCUCAUGCUAUUCGUGUCGCUCUUUCUUCUCGGUGCAAGUUCGACUUUCUUAACGGGACCAUCACUGAUGUUGUUCCUCCCUAUACAAAAGAUGACUGGGUCACAAUUCAAUGUAUGCUUGUCUCAUGGCUCACGAAUACGAUUGAUCCGAAAGUACGAUCUAUGUUAUCAAAUUAUGAUGAUGCAAAACGUUUAUGGGAUGACUUGCAUGAACGAUUCUCCAUUGUCAAUGGUCCUCGUAUUCACUAACUUAAGGGAGAUAUUAAUUGUUGUGAGCAAAAUCAAACUAUGCAUGUUGCUAUUUAUUUUUGUAAAUUAAAUGUCUUAUGGGAUGAACUAGAUAGACAUGAGCCUUUGAUCUCUUGUAAGUGUGGUAAAUGUACUUGUCAUGUUGGUAAACAACAUGAAAAACGGCGUUCCGAUGAUCGGCUACACCAAUUUUUUCUUGGUUUUUGCUCAGAUAAUUAUGCAGAAUUGCGCUCCACUCUUCUCUCGCAAGAUCCUCUUCCAUCGUUAAAUCAGGCAUUUCAACAAAUUUCUCAAGAUGAGCGGGUUUGUGGGAUCACUCGAAUUCAUGAAGAAAAACUUGAUGUUGUUGGUUUUGUUGUACGUACCGACAAUCCAUCCAAGCCUCGUGUGGACAAGGCAACCUUGACCUGUUCUCAUUGCCAUAAAACAGGUCAUGACAAAGCUACAUGUUUUGAUAUUCAUGGUACUCUUGAUUGGUACUUGGAGAAAUUUGGUUCCACUACUGAAGGUAAAAGUAAUUUCAAGGGAAAAUCACAUGCACCGUCCCACAAGUCUUUGGUUGGUUAUGGUAAUAACGGAGUGUGCACGAAUGCCGCUGCCCCCACUGCUACUCCAAGUGCGCCUUUUGCUGCUCUUCCGGGCUUUACUGCCAAACAAUGGGCGGCUUUAACAGCGGCAUUUGGUUCUUCCUCUUCCUCCUCAAACCGAUUGAAUGCUUCUCUAUGUCCUGUGGAUCUUCCAGAUGGUCAAACGGCUGUUGCUACUAAAGAGGGUGUUGUGAGACUGACUGACUCCAUUAUCCUUCAUAAUGUUCUUUUUGUUCCUAAAUUACAAUGCAAUUUAAUCUCGGUUUUCCAAUUGAAUGAUGAUCUCCAUUGUUUAGUUCAAUUUAAUUCUAACUUAUGUGCUAUAUAGGACCAACGUUCGAGGGAGGUGAUUGGGACGGGUGAGAGAUGGGAUGGACUUUACUACCUACAACAGAGUUUCAGAGUACAAGCAGUUUUUGUUCCUAGUUCAAAGUCUUUAGAGCUAUGGCAUCAUCGCUUGGGUCAUCCUUCUGAGAACGUAGUGAAGUUACUUCCUUUUUUGAAUAAUUCUAGGGGUUGUUUGAAUAAAGGAUGUGAUGUUUGUCAUUGUGCUAAACAUUCUCGACAUAAUUUUCCUUUAAGUGAAAAUAAGUCAACUCGGAUUUUUGAGUUAAUUCAUUAUAUUUUAUGGGGUUCAUAUAAUGAACUUUCUUCUUGUGGUGCUCAUAUUUUUUAACUUUGAUGGAUGAUUAUUCUCGUGUUGUGUGGGUCUAUUUAUUGAUUGAUAAGAAAGAAGUUUUUCAGAUGUUCAUGUCCUUUAUUGCAAUGAUUGAUUGUCAAUUUUCUCAAAAAGUGAAACUUGUUCGUAGUGACAAUGGAACAGAGUUUAAUUGCAUGAAAAAUUAUAUUGUGGCCAAUGGUAUUUUAUUUCAAACUCUUAUAGUCUUCAGGAGAAUAUUUUUACAAGCCUUGCGUCGGGAGAAUGCAAGCACUCGCUGGCCAUUGAAGGGAGUUCAAGUGGUUGAGCGUUUCAAUCAAGAUCAAAUUAGUGAAGAGAAGAACAACAAAAUUGCAACAAAUCUCAAGAGGGAGUCUUGUUUUGUUUAAGUCAAUAUUUUGUACUAGUGAUUCUUUAUUAAUUGAUUUUAUUCUCUGGGCGUGGCCCCAAAGAGUAGGUUAUCCGAAAGGGUUUCUGAACCUUG